AUGAGUACAAUAAAAAGAAAUCACCAGGCAACUACUGAUCUCCAAACCCAGACGGACUCUGCCUCGCAACAAAGUGUAGAGGAGCCUCAGGACGACUUAGGAGACCUACAGAAGGAGGAACUGGUGAAAAUCGCCAGGAACCUUCGAAAGGAGCUCGCCUCAUCAAAGAGUCAGCUGAGCUGCUACAGAUCCGUCACGGCGGGUCUUGCUGACAAGCGGGUAGUGCUAGUAGAGGCAGUGUCUAUAGUGGACACUCUCCUAGCCACCCUCGCUAGUGAGGGCCUGGUGCAACAGACAGUAGCGUGCACGGCUCGUCCUCAUAAAAUUGUGAGCGAAACAGGUGAGACUGUGACUGUGGGUUCAGGGGAGUGUGAUUCCUUCUCUUCUCCUUCUCUUACAUCCCCCCUCUCUUCCUCACCCAACACCCCUGUCCCUCUCUCUACCAUCCCCAACCCGCUUACGCCUAACACCUCUGUCCUACUCCCUACCCUCUCCUCCCCACCUACACAUUCCUCCCCACCCAACACCUCUGUCCCACUCCCUACCCUCCCCACCCCACCAACACCUUUCUCCCCACCCAACACCUCUGUCUCUUCCUCUACUAUCCCCACCCCACCUACACCUUCCUCCCCACCCAAAACCUCUAUUCCUCUCCUACCCUCCUCCUCUGCCCAACUGAACCCUCCUUCAUCCUCUACUCCUCCUACCCCUCCCACCUCACUCGACAUUGCUGCACUACCUCACCCAACCCCCUCCUCUAACAACACACUACCUCCCAACUCCCAAACUCCCCUACCCAACCCACCCCAACCCCCACACACCCCAGAACCUCCUGUCCCGCCAUACCCUGCAUCAACGUUACAGCAAGGUGUGCCCCAAACAAGAGGGGAAUACCCUGCCACCACGCAAAGCAGCUCUGCUGGCAGGCAACACCGCCCUAAGCGAAAGAAGAGGAGGAAUACGGCCACAGGAAGGAACUCCGACUCCAGUGAAUCAUCAUCCGAGCGUCGGCAGCAGCAGUCACGACAGGAGGUGAUUCAGGCGAGACAGCAGCAGACCAAGUGCCCUCAGUGCAAACGUCAGGGACACACUCGGGAUCAGUGCCCGAGGCAGGUCUGUGAUUACUGUCAAGGCCGCCACCAUUCCUCCGCCACCUGUAGGAUCAGGAUUGCGGACGUGAGACAGCAGGAGUUAGUGCAGGCAGUGAGGCAGAGUGGUCAGGAAACACUAGUCGCCCUGAGAAGUGUUGCUUGGCAGCUUCCUCUGCUGAGACACACAAGGGCUCCACUCACGGCUCCUCACAGCUCCUCACCACCACAGUGGCCUGCGGCCGCACCUGCCUUCCCAGCUCACUAUGGCGCCGGACACCCCUACUACCUGGCGCCGCCACACUCCGCUCAACAGUGAACUGACGAUAGUGUCGGCCAAUGUGAGAGGGUUCCAUACCAACAUUGGGGAGCUCACUCACAGAGCCAUAACCAGGAACAAGGCAGACAUUGUGUUCGUGUGUGAGACCUUCCUGGACGACAACAUACCUCCAAGCUACGCCCGCGUCCGGGGUUACUCGCCCUGGAUAAGAAAAGACCGCUCCACACGGGGAGGUGGCGUGGCCUUCUGUUAUAAAGAGUGUGUUAACGUUCAGGUGGUAGAGUCUCCCACGAACAUGCCCAGUGACCUGGAAAUGCUAUUUUGGAAAAUAAUAGACAGUGUGGGUAGAAGUGUACUGUGCAUUGGCUGUUAUCGUCCUCCUUCUCAAGGCGCAGCGAUAACAGACUACCUCACAGAAAACCUGGACCUAUUGUUGACGGCCAACCAGUGUGAGGGAGUGAUAAUUGUAGGUGACUUGAACCCACACACAGUGCACGCCUCAUUUAACACGCUACUGGUGGUACAUGACCUACAUAAUCAUGUCACCUUCCCCACUCAUGUCUCUGGGUCAUCUCUUGACCCUGUGGUGACCGAUCUUCCCCCCAGUGAUGUUCAGUGUUCACCCUUGGACUUUAUAGGCACCUCAGAUCAUGUAGCUGUCAUCACCAAAUUCCACUUCAGACGCCAACGUGAGGAGAACCUCUCCGCACU
Molecule: messenger RNA, 2079 nt
Organism: Portunus trituberculatus (swimming crab)
Lineage: Eukaryota; Metazoa; Arthropoda; Malacostraca; Decapoda; Portunidae
Product: swi5-dependent recombination DNA repair protein 1 homolog
Exons: 2
Coding region: 1-1407 (468 amino acids)
Source: RefSeq, a predicted model, not a curated record